This is a messenger RNA of Gastrolobium bilobum, 1736 nucleotides long. Its product is annotated as plastid division protein PDV2. NCBI's taxonomy places the organism in Eukaryota, Viridiplantae, Streptophyta, Magnoliopsida, Fabales, Fabaceae. The record is from RefSeq and is a predicted model, not a curated record. Gene Ontology annotation, biological process: chloroplast fission. The transcript is spliced from 2 exons. Bases 162 to 1049 code for a protein of 295 amino acids.
CGAUAUGACAAGAAUUUGGCGGUUUUGUAUCUGAAACUUUUCCAUCUGAAUUUCACAAAAUUAUUAUUAAUAAUAUCGAAAUUGAAACAACAAAGUCCCUCCUUUGAUUUUAGGGUAGCAUUGAACACAAGAAACAAACAAAGACAGAGAGAGAGAGAGAAAUGGAAGAGGAAGGAAUAGGGUUGGUGUUGGCGAGAGCCACAGAACUUAGGUUAAAGAUCAGCAAUUGCGUCCACAGUGCCAGCGCCACAUCUCCCAAUGGUCCCUCUCCGCACGCCGACGACGACGACGACGAUGCCACCGAAAGGCUUCUCAACAUUUGCGAUGCCCUCGAAGCCUUGGAGACUCAGCUUUCUUCAUUGCAGGUUCUGCAACAACAACAGCGGUAUGAAAGAGAAAUUGCCUUGGCUGAGAUUGAAAACAGUCGCAAAAUGUUAAUUGAUAAGCUCAAGGAGUACAAAGGUAAGGAAUUGGAAGUGAUACAUGAAGCUUCCACUUUUGCUAGUGAAACAGUGGAGCCCAACAAUGAUCUACUGCUUCCUCCAUAUCCAAGCCGCCCUCCAUACUCCAUGUCUCUGGACAAGGAAUAUUUGUCUCAGAUCCCUUCUGUGAGUAAGUCCGGUCGUAAUGGGUUAAUCACACUUGAUCCAAUGAUUGAGGCAAAAAAGAGUCAAAAUGAAAACGAGCAAAAUCAUGUUGAACAUGAAGCUAAAAAUUCGAGAAAAGGAUUGGGAUUUUUCAUAACAUCUGCAGCCAAAACAAUGCUCACGGUUGUUGGUGUGGUAUCAAUAUUAAGUUUGUCUGGAUUUGGGCCUAAUUUGGGGAAGCUAAGCACUCGUUUCAAUCUACAAGGCCGGCGUCACAGACUAGAAACUGAGAACAAGAGAUAUACCUCCGAAAAUGAGAGCGAGGGACCAAUUUCUCAGUGUCCACCCGGGAGAAUUCUGGUGCUGGAAAAUGGGGAAGCCCGAUGUCUUGUGAAAGAGAGAGUUGAAAUUCCAUUUUCAGCUGUUGCUGCAACACCUGAUAUAAACUAUGGAUGUGGUUAAGAAUAACAUUCGCUCUCCGUAUUGUAUAUCGUUUCACUCCUUUUUCUUUUUCAUUUUCCUUUUUGGUUUUACUUUUUGUCGAUAUGCUAUUCAAACAGUUAUAUGUAGUGGCUGUUUGUCUUGAUUUUUGGCAGUUGAGUGAUUGUCAUGAUUUUGGUAGUUGAUAUAUGGUAAGUGAUGCAGUUGAUCAUUUGUUUUGAAAAUGAUAGAAAUUUAGAUCUGAGCUAACUUUAACUACUUUGUUUGCUGAAGAAGGUUGUGCUGUCGAUAACCGAUUACUUGUCUGGACGUUACUACCCUCUUUGUUGAAGUGCAUGGGGUUUUGCUAUCAGUAGCACUGUUUUUGAAAGUUAUGGUAAGGCAUUCUGGCCUUGCCUCUUUUUGUGGUGCCGUACUCCCAAUCCAGAGAAUUAGUGUUCAAAAUGGAAACAUUGAAGAGAAAGUAAGGAUUGUAAGAGCAGAUUGAGUCAACGUUUUGUUGGUUCGUAAUUUCUUACGAGUAUCAAUUAGGAAUUCGAUGUGGAUUCUAGCAAUCAUGGGUUAAUUUGUUGUAAGAUGCCAAUGAGGAAGGAACGUCAAGGGGCAUGGAUUUCAAAGGCGACAAACGUGGUAUCAAUUAUAUGUUGGAAGUGAAAGAUUUACGCCAAACUUCUAACUCGACAUAUAAAUCUUAUAGCUAUAAAUGAG